This is a messenger RNA of Cajanus cajan (pigeon pea), 1146 nucleotides long. NCBI's taxonomy places the organism in Eukaryota, Viridiplantae, Streptophyta, Magnoliopsida, Fabales, Fabaceae. The record is from RefSeq and is a predicted model, not a curated record.
AUGAAGUCUCCUGAUGUUCAAGAGGAUCACAUUUACCUGAAGGAAUUUCCACAUUCAUUGGAGGGAGUUGUUAAAGAUUGGUUGUAUUAUUUGGCUCCCAGGUCCAUCACUAGCUGGGAUGAUCUGAAAAGAAUGUUUCUAGAGAAAUUCUUCCCUGCCUCCAGGACCACUACCAUCAGAAAAGAUAUAUCAGGAAUCAGGCAACUUGGUGGAGAGAGCUUAUAUGAGUACUGGGAGAGAUUUAAGAAGUUGUGUGCAAGUUGUCCUCACCACCAGAUUUCUGAGCAGUUGUUGCUGCAAUAUUUCUAUGAGGGGCUGAAUAACAUGGAGAGGAGUAUGAUAGAUGCUACAAGUGGUGGAGCACUUGGUGACAUGACCCUAGCUGAAGCCAGGCACUUGAUAGAAAAAAUGGCCUCCAACUCUCAACAAUUUAGUACCAGAAACGACAAUGCAAUUGUCGUCAGAGGAGUUCAUGAUGUGGCCACUGAUGCAGAUAAAAAACUGGAGACUAAACUUGAUGCAUUGGUCAACCUGGUGACUCAACUUGCUGCAAAUCAAAAAUAUGCAUCUGUAGCAUGGGUUUGCAACAUUUGCACGUCAAAUGACCAUCAUACAGAUUCGUGUCCACCAUUGCAGCAGCCUUCUGAUGUUCAUGCUCCUCAAGCUUAUGCUGCAAAUAUCUACAAUAACAGACCAGCGCAGCAGCAACAACAAAAUCAACCACCUUUCCAGAACCAUCCCUCAAGUUCUUCAUACCAGCCCCCUCAACAGAGACCUCCUUCUCUUGCACCUGCACCACUAGCUCCUCAACCUUCUACUUCUGAACCUUCAUUGGAGGAGUUAGUGAGGCAGAUGACUCUUCAAAAUAUUCAAUUCCAGCAAGAGACCAGAGCUUCCAUCCAGAGCUUGACCAAUCAGAUGGGGCAGAUGGCUACUCAACUCAAUCAGGCACAGUCUCAAAAUUCAGAUAAGUUGCCUUCACAGACUGUGCAGAAUCCAAAAAAUGUGAGUGCCAUCACAUUGAGGUCAGGGAAACAGAUUGAAAUACCCAUUGCAGUACCUCCACCUCCAUCUGCACCUGUGUCAAUACUAGUACCAGUUCCAGCAUCUGCAUCUGAACAAAAAGAUGAACUAGUUGGUGCCUGA